Molecule: messenger RNA, 1989 nt
Organism: Trachemys scripta elegans
Lineage: Eukaryota; Metazoa; Chordata; Testudines; Emydidae
Gene: SLC35F1
Product: solute carrier family 35 member F1
Exons: 8
Coding region: 236-1462 (408 amino acids)
Biological process (GO): transmembrane transport
Cellular component (GO): membrane
Molecular function (GO): transmembrane transporter activity
Source: RefSeq, a predicted model, not a curated record
UUCGUGGGCUGUGACCAGCCCUUGCUGCUGGGAAGGAGGCGAGGCGAGGCGCAGUGGGGGCAGCAGCAGCAGCCCGCCCCUCGCUCCAUGGCCGCGCAGUGAGCAGGAGCGGGGCACAGUGGCCGUGGCUCUGGAGCUGGCGCUGCGCGGAGAAGAAGCGAGCGAGCCGCCGCCCGCGCGGAAGUGUCGCCCGGCCGGCUGCGCGGCGCAGCAUGCGCCCGGCUGCUGCCUUCUGAUGCCCAGCCCCGCCGCGAUGAUCUCCCCGGAGCAGCCGCCGCAGCCCAACCAUGUCGUCGCGACCAUCGAGAACCUGCCGGCGGAGGGCGGCGCCGGCGGCAGCGGCAGGAGCAGCAUCUCCGCCUCCUCCUCCCCCGGCGUGCGCCAGCGGCUCCGGAAAGUGCUGAACAGGGAGCUCUUGCUGUCUGUGGCUCUUGGCCAGGUUUUGUCCCUUCUUAUCUGUGGCAUUGGCCUGACCAGCAAGUAUUUGUCAGAGGAUUUCCAUGCCAACACUCCUGUUUUUCAGAGCUUCCUCAAUUACAUCCUCCUGUUUUUGGUCUACACCACUACACUAGCUGUCAGACAAGGAGAAGAAAACUUGUUGGCAAUUUUGAAACGGAGAUGGUGGAAGUACAUGAUCCUGGGGAUAAUAGAUAUAGAAGCCAAUUACCUGGUAGUCAAAGCUUACCAAUACACCACUCUUACUAGUGUACAGCUCCUAGAUUGUUUUGUUAUCCCAGUGGUGAUAUUACUGUCCUGGUUCUUCCUGCUGGUCCGAUACAAGGCAGUUCAUUUCAUUGGAAUUGUGGUCUGCAUUCUGGGCAUGGGCUGUAUGGCAGGAGCAGACGUCCUUGUCGGGAGACAACAAGGAGCAGGUGAAAAUAAGCUGAUAGGGGAUCUCUUAGUACUAGGUGGAGCAACACUCUACGGCAUCUCCAAUGCUUGUGAGGAGUACAUUGUCCGAAACAUGAGUCGGGUGGAGUUCUUGGGCAUGAUUGGGCUGUUUGGCUCCUUCUUCAGUGGAAUUCAGCUUGCAAUAAUGGAACACAAGGAGUUGUUAAAAGUUCCCUGGGAUUGGCAAAUAGGGUUGCUGUAUGUUGGCUUUAGUGCCUGUAUGUUUGGCCUCUACAGCUUCAUGCCAGUGGUCAUUAAGAAAACCAGCGCUACUGCAGUCAACCUCUCCCUGCUCACAGCAGACCUGUACAGCCUAUUCUGUGGAUUAUUCCUCUUUAACUACAAGUUUUCAGGACUUUAUCUGCUGUCAUUCUUCACUAUCCUUGUUGGGCUGGUGCUGUACUCCUCCACGUCUACGUACGUAGCCCAGGAUCCACGGGUGUAUAAGCAGUUUCGAAACCCUUCAGGACCUGUUGUAGACUUGCCAGCAACCGGACAGCUGGAACCUUCAGUAACGUAUACCAGUCUAGGCCAGGAGACAGAAGAGGAGCCUCACGUCAGAGUUGCCUAAACCCAGGCACUUGUCUCCCACUGAUGAUUUCAGUGGAGUUUGUAUAUCCAUGAUCCCUGUAUUGUACAUAGAGAAAGGUAUUUACUGGGUACAGUUACACAGGUGAGCUUCAAGGUAGCAAUAGGGAAAGCUUGUAAAAGUUACAAACUAAUUGUCACUGGGUGUACAUUGCAAAGAGGUGACAGUCCCUUAUUUAGGGUGUUAGCAUUAUGCUGGUCUCAACAGAAUGUUCUAUGUGAAUCGCUCACUAUCAAAUGAUCUGUGAAGAUAUUCAAAAUACAAGCUGAAAUUACAUAGAAAUCAAAAGGGUAUUUUUGCACCUAUUGUGUGAUACUUUGCCAAGGCCACACCGAGUUGUGGAAAAGCCACAUUUUUUACAGCAAGUCCACUUGUACAAUCACUGUUAUUUUCUCUUUUUAAAAUGUGUUUGUUUUGCACAAAUAGGAGGGAUACUUCUGGUAGCUACACCCUGAUGCAUUUUUGGUAGCACCUGGAUCUUUUGGGAGAAAGGAUUAAUGAGUUCAGCU